Molecule: messenger RNA, 1068 nt
Organism: Fusarium poae
Lineage: Eukaryota; Fungi; Ascomycota; Sordariomycetes; Hypocreales; Nectriaceae
Exons: 1
Coding region: 1-1068 (355 amino acids)
Source: RefSeq, a predicted model, not a curated record
AUGCCCGUCCAACUCCUUCCGGCGUCGGCCGCCGCCUUCGCUCCUCGGGCUUCAUCCGUCAACGUCGUCUUGGGUUCAAAAGUUGAGCCUUGGCUUACACAAACACUCAAGCGUAUCAACCGUGUCAAGCGUCCUCUCAACUCUGUCCCUCAACAUCAGCGAUGUCUUACCGAGACUCUAUCAUCGCCAAAUGCCAUCUGGACAUUGACAUCGCUCAUGUUGCCCAAGACACCCGAGUCCGAUUUCAAGCGGGAUUCUGCCAACCCCCUAGUCGAGGCUAUCAUGAACUAUGAGCUCGUUCACGUUGAGGCUUAUAUCGUUCACGUUGAUAUGGUUUUGCGAAAUGAGGUCGCCUACAAGCUCACAAAAGAUACCAUCGAUGCUCUUGUUGAGUACCACAAGGAGAUCCACUGUGUCGAUGCCAAGGCCAACACAUACGACUGGACCGACAAGGAACAACAGUGCAAGAAGCUUCACGAGGAUUUUGUCCAGGACAUCAACAAGUUUGUUUUCCGCACCCACGUCUCAGCCCUCGAGGGUCUCGAGGAGGAGGGUGCCGGCGAACUGCUCUGCGGCAAGAGUGAGGAGGUUAAGAACAACAUCAGCGCUCUCAUGAAGCCUCUGCUACCCCCUCCUCCUCCUCGCGUCAUUGAAGUUGUCCGACAACCCACACUGCUGCCCAGCUCUCCCGCUCACAACAUGUGGUCACAACCUGGCUACCAUGGUAACUUGGCCGCCGUCGACUCAUGGCAAGUGCUUCCUUCAAGCCCUAGCGUCACAUCAUCGGCCGAUUCAAACACAAGUCCCAUCUGGGCACCGAUGACUAUGAGCGACUUGUCACCUACUCCUGCCUUCACCCAGCCUCACUCCACUGCUGGUUUCUAUUGGAGCUCGCCUCCAGUGACAGCCCCCAUCCCCGCUCUCCCUCUUCCUAGCAUGCUCGCUCCCGCUCAAUGCGGCAUCGGCAUGGGUAUGGGAGGAAUGGGUGGCAUGGGAAGCAUGGGUGGCAUGGGCGGUAUGAGUGGCUUCGGCUGGGAUCGAUACCAAGAGUAUGCAACCAUUAUGUGA